AUGCCCCAGGGGAGCAUUCAUUGGCAAGGGACUGAAAGGAGACCCUGCGGUCCCGGAGCACAGUGGAAUGUUCAGUCUUUUAGUACAAUACUUAUGGAUAAACCAAUGUUUCAGUUUAUCGCCGCCAGUGACAAGCUGUGGUUCAUGCUGGAGAUGUACUCGUUUGUUGACUACUUUACGAUACCACCGUCUUUCGUAUCGAUCUAUUUGGACCGAACAUGGAUCGGACUGAGGUUUCUUCGAGCCCUACGACUGAUGACAGUUCCGGAUAUUCUUCAGUACCUCAACAUUCUAAAGACAUCGAGUUCCAUUCGUCUCGCUCAACUCGUCUCCAUCUUCAUUUCUGUUUGGCUUACUGCUGCUGGCAUCAUUCAUUUGCUUGAAAACUCAGGGGACCCUUUCGAGUUUGCAAAUCCGCAACCACUAUCUUAUUGGACAUGCGUUUAUUUUCUGAUCGUCACAAUGUCAACGGUAGGAUACGGUGAUGUUUACUGCAAUACCAUUCUCGGCCGUACAUUCCUAGUAUUUUUUCUACUCGUCGGUUUGGUAAGU
Messenger RNA from Cotesia congregata, 552 nucleotides. NCBI's taxonomy places the organism in Eukaryota, Metazoa, Arthropoda, Insecta, Hymenoptera, Braconidae. The record is from the annotation of a GenBank genome assembly.